GUUCUGCUCUUGUCUGACAGCUUGCUGAGAACACACGUGUGAGGGAGUAGUUUUCACCAUCUACAUUGAGAUGAGCGACUUCACCGCAAGCAGCUGCCAUGGUGACACGAGGGCGAAGAUACGGGAGCUGGUACACCUGGCCAGCUUCAUGACUAACGGUUUUCACAGAGAAUCCUGAUGUGGCCCAGCCAAUGGGGACUUGACAGUCACAGUGACAGUGGCAGUCGCUGGGAAACUGCCCGAGUGUGGACUACCUGAUGGUUCAUCCUGGACCUUUGGCUAUUUCAGUGUGGAUUGCCUGAUAUUUCAGUGUGGAUUGUUUGAAAGUUCAGUUCGGAUUAUCUGAUGGUGAUUUUUUAAUGGUCGACAGCAAGUAAGGACAGUGUGGAGCAAGAGUUAUGCCGACAGGGUGAACUGACAGUGUGAUUGCUGUCAUCUGACAGUGUGAUUGCUGUCACCUGCCAGUGUGACUGCUGACAGCCUGGUCAGCAUGCAGUCCUCAGUCCACGACCCUUGGCUCGUUUCCGUUUCCACAGGCAGGAGACGCAAAUCUUGAAGGUGGAUGAGUGUUGUGUAGUGCUCCUGUGAACACAAGUGUGUGAAGCGUGCCUCAGGGGGCGGGGAGAGCACUCUAACAUGCCGAAGACAGCCCCAUCAUGAGCUCCUCUUGUGUGGGAUACACCCAGGGGCUGGCAGUGAGGUCAGCAGCACUCCUUAUUCUGCUAUGGGCAUUCUUCUUGGCAGAUACAUGGGGUCAGAACCAGUGGUUAAAGAAACCACAAGAUGUGCUGGUGUCACGUGGUGGCAAUGUGACCUUUGAGUGUCAGUCUCCCAACAACAGCACCAAUAUUGUGUGGACACAGGGACCCAAGGUUGUUUUUAAUAAUGGCUACAGCACUGUGGUGACCCCUCUACACUUCUCUCUCACCACCCCCUUUACGCUGAGCAUCACCGGUGUGCAGGACCAGGAUGCCGGACAGUAUGGCUGUAACGUUCUGGACUAUGGCUCUGUCUCAGCUCAGCUAACUGUGGCAGUGUUGCCUGGUCUCCCAUCGCUGACUCUCAGUCACCUGGGGUGA
Molecule: messenger RNA, 1079 nt
Organism: Pomacea canaliculata
Lineage: Eukaryota; Metazoa; Mollusca; Gastropoda; Architaenioglossa; Ampullariidae
Exons: 3
Coding region: 657-1079 (140 amino acids)
Source: RefSeq, a predicted model, not a curated record